Dioscorea cayenensis subsp. rotundata (Guinea yam) is the source of this 646-nucleotide messenger RNA. RefSeq names its product zinc finger protein 4-like. NCBI's taxonomy places the organism in Eukaryota, Viridiplantae, Streptophyta, Magnoliopsida, Dioscoreales, Dioscoreaceae. The transcript has a single exon. The record is from RefSeq and is a predicted model, not a curated record. The coding region runs from base 67 to 555 and encodes 162 amino acids.
GUUCCCUUUAUAAGGAGACCAAGUCCGCAAUACAAAGUCUUCAGGGAUUUCCUCUUUCUCUUCCCAAUGGAACAUGAUCAGAAUGAAGAGAAUUCAGAAGCAUUAAUUACCUUGAGCCUUGGGGGGAGCAGCUCAGCAGCAGGGACUGCCUCUUCAAGUACCCAGUUGAAGAACAGCCCACACAAGGUCUUUCCCUGCCACUUCUGCAUGAGAAAAUUUUACAGUUCACAAGCAUUAGGAGGUCAUCAGAAUGCUCACAAAAGAGAAAGAGGUCAAGCAAAGAGCUUUCACCAGGCUCAGAAGAUGAUCAUGAGUUCAGUCUCACUUGGAGUUCAACCACACUCCUUGAUUCACAAGGCUAGUGGUGAUAAAAGUACAGCAAUGAAGGCUGCAAGAUUUGACAAAGCUAAUUCCAGCAUGGAGUUGAAAAGGCUGCCCCCUUUUGCACUUGAAGAACCUGUUGAAUUAACAUGGCAAAGAAGCUUUAGCAUGAGUUAUAAGCCUGAGAAGAAACAACCUGAAUCAGAGAAGCUUGAUUUGACUCUCAGACUUUGAGAAUGUUCAUCCUGGUCAUCAUGUACAGAGUUGCAUCUAGUGCUGUCUUUUUGUUUGAUUGUCAAUCAAUAAAAGUAUAUAACAUGUGACA